Dentiscutata heterogama is the source of this 315-nucleotide messenger RNA. NCBI's taxonomy places the organism in Eukaryota, Fungi, Glomeromycota, Glomeromycetes, Diversisporales, Gigasporaceae. The record is from the annotation of a GenBank genome assembly.
AUGCCUCCAAUUAAAUCUACCAAGCGAACUCUUCCAAUACAAAAUUUUGACCAACUUGGAUUCAAGAUUAAAACCGUUGUGCUAAGAAACAAGAAAAAUGCCGCAAGACUUUUCUUUUUAAAAUUAACGGAUCCUGAUAGUAGCAAUGUUGAUACUGUAAUACCUGAAAAUAUUACUAUCGAAGAUUUUUCUGAUCAAAUCGAAAAAUGUAACCUAUGGCCAAACACAAACGACUUCUUAAUUCAUUUUAAUCAUAUUUAUAUAAUCAAAUAUAAAGCUGAUGAGAUUGGAAAAUUACGUAUAAAGCAAGAAUAA